Molecule: messenger RNA, 2290 nt
Organism: Trifolium pratense (red clover)
Lineage: Eukaryota; Viridiplantae; Streptophyta; Magnoliopsida; Fabales; Fabaceae
Product: proline transporter 1-like
Exons: 9
Coding region: 660-2012 (450 amino acids)
Cellular component (GO): plasma membrane
Source: RefSeq, a predicted model, not a curated record
GACAUGUAUCUUGGUGAAAAAUUAGCUAACGUUGGUGUGUGUGGGGUUUUGCAUAAUUCACGGGUGAUGUGAAUGUCUACAAAAGUUAUGAACAUCUUGAAAUUUAAAUAAUUCCAUAAUUUUAAGCAUCACAUGAUUUGUUAAAGUGAAGGUCUCAAAAUAUAUUUAAGGAAACCACUCAACCUCCCUUGUGAAAGUUCCACUAAUUAGGAAAACUAAUCCCAUACGUUUUUCUCAACUUUGAGUGAUCCAACAACAAUGAAUUGUAGCUCAUAAGGGCUUAUUGCAAAUUAAAAGCACAUAGUGAGUGGCUAGUUUUCCAUAUGUUUUUACUUCUUCUUCUAUGAGCCUAAGCUAUUUUGGAUUAUAUGAACUUCAAGUAAGAAACUCGAGGAUUACCGUACAAUAUUGCUCUUGGAACUUCAAGAAUAGAAGAAAUGCAAGUGGAGCUUAAUGCAUUAAUUAUUUCUAUAAAGAGUAGUCACCUUUGUGGCACUGAUUUUCAAUCCAAAUUAUUUGAGUCUGACAUCAACUUCCACACACAAUAUAUUGUGCUCGGUGCUCCCAACUUUUAGAUACUAUUUGAGUACCAACUUAUUCUUUUGGAGUGCAUUCAAAAAAAAAAAAACUUAUUCUUUUGGAGUGAACUAAGAUUCAUCAUGGAUGUGGAAUCAAGAACAAGCAAUGACAACUCUGUCAGUACUCUUAACCUUGAACAUGUUCAAGACAAAGAUACCUCAAAUGAUUCCUAUGACAUUUCAACUGCUCAUACUAUUGACAAAGAUUCAUGGCAACAAGUGGGGUUGAUGCUUGUAACAGGCUUCAACUGUGGUUGGAUAUUCAGUUUCUCUAACCUUAUAAUGGUUCCAUUGGGUUGGACUUGGGGUGUUAUAUUGCUUUUUGUUGUUGGAUUCUACACAGCUUAUGCUAAUUGGUUAUUGGCAGCUUUUCAUUUCAUUGAUGGUCGUAGGUUCAUCAGAUACAGAGAUCUCAUGGGAUUUGUUUAUGGAAAGAAGAUGUACCACCUCACAUGGAUUUCUCAAUUUUUGACCCUUCUUCUUGGAAACAUGGGUUUCAUCCUCCUUGGAGGCAAGGCACUUAAGGAAAUCAACUCAGAAUUUAGUGAUUCUCCCUUAAGACUUCAAUACUACAUAGUGGUCACAGGAGCAGCAUACUUCAUAUUUUCCUUUUCCAUUCCAACAAUAUCUGCAAUGAGAAAUUGGCUAGGAGCUUCUGCAGUUGUCACACUCACAUACAUAGUAUUUCUUCUAAUUGUUGCAGUCAAAGAUGGGAAAUCAAAUUCGGACAAGGAUUACAGCAUUAGUGGAAGCAAAGUGAGCAAGGUUUUCAGUAGUUUUGGUGCCAUUUCUGCCAUCAUUGUUACCAACACUAGUGGCAUGCUUCCUGAGAUACAGUCAACUCUACGUAAGCCAGCUGUGAAGAACAUGAGGAAAGCCCUAUUCUCACAAUAUACAGUGGGGGUGUUGUUCUAUUAUGGUGUUACUAUAGUUGGAUAUUGGGCUUAUGGAACAGCAGUAUCUUCAUAUAUUCCUGAAAAUUUAAGUGGGCCAAGAUGGAUCAAUGUGCUUGUUAAUGUCAUAGUCUUUCUACAGUCCAUAGUUUCCCAACAUAUGUUUGUGGCACCGAUUCACGAGGCUUUGGACACAAGAUUUCUAGAACUUGGGCAGGGUAUGCAUUCAGGGGAGAAUUUGAAACGCUUAUUUCUCGUACGAGUUUGCUUCUAUACCGGAAACACAUUCAUCGCUGCCGCAUUUCCUUUUAUGGGUGACUUUGUAAACUUACUAGGCUCAUUUUCACUUGUUCCUCUCACCUUCAUGUUCCCGAGCAUGCUCUUUCUUAAGCUAAAGGGAAAGACAGCUAGAACAGAAAAGAAGGCAUGGCAUUGGAUCAACAUUGUUUUUGCAUUUCUACUUACAAUAGCAACCACAAUUUCAGCUCUUCGGUUCAUAGUACAAAACAUUCAAAAGUAUCAGUUCUUUGCUGAUGCAUGAUUGCGGAUUGGCCAUUUCACCAACUAUAUAUAUAUGCUUUAAUUUCAGUAAGAAAUAGAAUUGAGCAUACAGAUACAAUGGGUGGGAAACCAUUACAAAAUUGAAUGAUGUAAAUUCAAUGCGUAUAUGUAUGUAUCUUUGUGGUUAAAUCCACCAUAACUAUUGUUAUAAGGCAUUGUUGGUCAGCAUGCACUCCCACAGUCCCACCAACCCAAAAAAAUGUAUGUUUGAGAAAAAAAGAUAGAAUUGCUAAACAACUUUAACUUUAUUUUUAAAAA